AUGGGUCUGCCGGAAAAAAUCGAGACGCGUCUCUUCAUCAAUGGAGAGUUUGUUGAAUCAUCAAAUGGAAAUACCUUUGACAUUACCAACCCCGCCACAUUGAAGCUCGUAGCAAAAGUCCACGAGGCAUCUGAGCAAGACACCGACAAUGCUGUCGCUGCAGCAAAAGCCGCCUUUCCUGCUUGGUCGAGAUUGACUCCAGAACAAAGAGGCCAAUACUUCAAGAAGUUGGCUAGUCUGAUCCGAGAGAACAACGAUGAAUUGGCCGCUUUAGAAGCAAGCUCUAUGGGUCGUCCGGUAGGCGAGUUCUUCGAUGCCUAUGCUUCUGCGGCGAAAUGGGAUCGUUAUGCAGAAGCUGGAUACAGUGUGCAAGGUACCACGAGCGUCCAGACUCCGGGAUAUGUCAACAUGACGCUGCGUCAACCUUAUGGUGUUGUAGCUGGCAUUAUCCCCUGGAACGUUCCAUUGUUGUUUUUGGCAAACAAGUUAGCACCUGCUCUGAUUGUCGGGAACACUGUUGUCUUGAAGAGUUCUGAAAAGGCACCAUUGACUUCCGCAAAAGUCGCCACUCUGGUACAGCAAGCUGGCUUUCCCCCAGGUGUGAUCAACAUCAUCACCGGCUUCGGCAAUGUUAGCGGAUCCAUCUUGAGCCACCACAUGGAUGUGCGAGCGUUAUCGUUCACAGGCUCAAGUCGCACGGGACGUUUGAUUCAGGCAGCCGCCGCAAAGUCCAACAUGAAGCAAGUGUUCCUCGAACUUGGAGGCAAGUCUCCGGCGGUCAUCUUCGAAGAUGCCGAUCUGGAAAAGGCCGUGAAAGAAACGGCUCAUAGCAUCCAGUGGAACAGUGGUCAAGUCUGCAUGGCGAACUCGCGCAUUUAUGUCCAGGAUACGGUUGCCGAUAAGUACAUUGAGCUCUUCAAAGAGAACUUUGAGAAAGAAGUCAAAAUGGGCGAUCCGCUCGAUGCGCGCGAGAGUGGCGUCAAUCAUGGCCCACAAGCUGACGAGGCGCAACACAAGACUGUGUUGCAAUAUUUGGAAUCGGGAAAGCAAUCUGGCGGCGAACUUCUCACUGGUGGCGGAGCUCCAUCGGACCGCGAAGGCUAUUACAUCCAGCCCACCAUCUUUAAGAACACACCAGAAGACGCAAAGAUCAUGAAAGAAGAGAUCUUUGGCCCAGUUGUCAACAUCAACGUCUUCAAAAAUGAGGAAGAGGUGCUCGCAAAGGCUAAUGCAACAGAGUACGGACUAUAUGCAUCAGUGUACACCAAGAACAUCGAUCGCGCGAUGCGCUUCGCAACAGGGCUUGAAGCUGGUACGGUCGGCGUCAAUUGCACCUCACCAGUCACCGGCGUAGACAUGCCCUUCGGUGGAUACAAGUCAUCAGGAUCAGGACGCGAAGGCGAGCCUCUGUAUUCCCUGAACAACUUUCUGGAAACAAAGAUGUCAUCUCACUCGGCCGGGCUGUCGAGGGUGUCGGAUAAAUAUGGCCGAGUACGCGGCCUUCCGGGACCAUGUCGUUACUGCGCGCGCACAGGCGCGGUGUGCACAAUCGCUACCCCAAGAAGGAAGAGACCUUAUUACCAUGUCACUGAGGAGGAAUAUCAAUGUUCUAUGCGCAUCCUCGAACAUUUCUUCCCUGGACAUGAGCUGAACCUGCAAUCUCUCCGAACCAUUGCCAAAGCCAUCAAGGAAGGCACGUUCAAUGCGGAGCCUGUCCAGCAUACCGAAGGCCUCUUCAGUAAUGAGCAAGAGUCGCCUGAAGAUGCAGAGAGUAUUGAUGAUGGCGAGGAACAAGACGUACAGGAACUGCAUGAGCCAUUGGGCUGCAUGAUGAAAGACUCCAGAGGGAAAUUUCGAUACGUUGGCGCUCACAGUGAAAUCCCCUUUAAUGCUGCUGUGGCCACUUUGGGUAUGCAAAGAAAGGACCCGUCGAUUAUCCCAGGCCCCAAAGUAGGCUCAUAUCCGCCUACUCUACCAAGCUCCUCGCCUUCUAAUUCCCCUGGUUUUGAAGAGAGCUACUACCUUCCAGGUCGAGAGUUGUGCGACGUCUACAUCUCCCGGUUUCUAGAGGACGUCCAUUGCACGUACUGGCUAUACCCAGUAGAAAACCUGCUUCGACGAAUAGAUAAUACGUACUCGGAAUCGGCGCCGCGCUCAUCAAGCUCCUGGAUGUGCUGUUUGUAUACGAUGUUCGCUAUUGGCGCAGCCAACUAUGUAGGCGCCAAUGGUAAAUCCCCGCCCCCGGAUUGGCCAGCUGCAUUGGACUUGAAGACAUCCGAAGAUUACCUUACACUUGCAAAACAACUCAUUCCCGCAGUAUAUGAUGAGGCCGAUGUCGAUAGUAUACGUGCAAUGGCCACGAUGAGCAUCGCUAUGGAGAACCUUUGCUCCAGGGUCAGCGCUUAUCUGUAUAUGGGCGCUAGCGUUCAGAUGGCGUUUUCUCUAGGUUUACAUCGUGAUCAAUUGGCUGAGUCGGGAACUGCAAUGGAGCGAGAACAAAAUCGCAGAAUCUGGUGGACACUGUUUCAGCUCGACCAAGAAUUAUCUUCGCGAGGCGGGAGUCCGACAGUCAUAGAUGAACGGUUUACGAAGAUACUAUAUCCCGGACUCCAUACCCCGCUAUCAUGGAUGGCGACAUCGGUGUCUCUCUGUCGCUUGAAACGUGAGAUCAUACAAUCAGUCUACAUGGAGCGCUCGGCAAACUCAAUAUCCUUCUCAACCGUGUCUAAUUCUCUGUUGCUGCUGCAAAAAUGGUAUCGCCAGAUGCCGCCACAUCUCAAAUACGACGUACCCUCGCCCCCCACGCACCGGCGCGCAGUCGCAAUCUUGCAUCUCCAAUAUUGGAGUACCACGAUACUCCUCACGCGGCCGUUCCUUCUAUACCUCGUCAUCAAGCACGGAACACUGGCUUCGAGCAAAAGGAUAUGGUUCGAGCGGAUGGGCAAAAUGUGCAUUGACGCCGCACAGAAGAGCAUCUCGAUACUGACGCAAAUGGCAAACGAUGGCACAUUAUCGAGCUUGACGGCUUUUGACAGCACUUGUAUACUACGUCUGAUCAUGAUCUUCAUACUUGCCUUCGCACACACUCGAACAUCCCGGUAUAGCGCGCAUAUUGAGAAGCUGUUGGAGCUUACACGUGGCAUGGAGCAGAUUGGCUUUACCAAAAUGGUGACUGAGGAGACACCAAUCCGUCUUGCCGAUCUGGGCAUCACGGGCCAGGCCCAACAGAGCAACGCAGACGCGAAUGGGUCGAAUGGGCAGGUUCAUCUCGAUGAUGAGAUGAUCGCUCAGUUGUGGGGCAACUGGGAUCCCAACUUCAUGACCCCGCUACAGACACAGCAAAGUCUUGAUCUUACAUUCGAUGAUUCUGGCGCUUACGACAUCAAUUCGGAGUUGUUGGCUUUCACAAACUUGGACGAUUCCAUCGUCAUUGAUCCGUCGCAAGCGUUUUCACACUAUGGCAUGCAUUGCUGA
Messenger RNA from Alternaria rosae, 3474 nucleotides. RefSeq names its product aldehyde dehydrogenase-like protein. Lineage: Eukaryota; Fungi; Ascomycota; Dothideomycetes; Pleosporales; Pleosporaceae. Bases 1 to 3474 code for a protein of 1157 amino acids. The record is from RefSeq and is a predicted model, not a curated record. The transcript has 12 exons. Gene Ontology annotation, molecular function: DNA binding; aldehyde dehydrogenase (NAD+) activity; zinc ion binding. Gene Ontology annotation, biological process: DNA-templated transcription.